Messenger RNA from Rubroshorea leprosula, 1230 nucleotides. The record is from the annotation of a GenBank genome assembly. Lineage: Eukaryota; Viridiplantae; Streptophyta; Magnoliopsida; Malvales; Dipterocarpaceae.
GUUUGGUCUCUUCACCUUUUUCUUUGUUGCUUGUUUAUGUUUUCUGUCUUACGUUUAUGUUUUCUGUCUUACCUUUUUUCCUUCCUUUUUUUAUUACUCCCCUAUUUCUUUGUAUCCAAAUGGAAGGGGGUUUCUUGGAUUCUGCCAUUGUUGCUUCGGUUGCGAAGGCCAUUCCUAGGGUGGAAGUAGAUCCUGUUGCUGAAGUUCCUCCUACCGUCAUUGGUGCUCCGGUAACUUCUUCUUUUGCGACUACCAGCUCAUUUCCCGUUGGUUAUGCUACUGUUGAAGCAAUUGUUCCUUCUUCCAAAUCAGAAUAUUCCCAUUGCCCCUCCUUUUCCAAUGGGGUUUCCUGCAAUUUUGUUUUCGUGGGAUGGAAAAUCUGCUUUGGAUCACUCAAAGGUGAUGUUGAAGCUAUAUGUUGCGUAGAAGUGAGCGAAGAUGUGUAUAGCCAAGACCUUAUUCUUAAAGCUAUGUUCCACUUAGAAGUGGUUUUUAGCAAUGCAAAAUGAAUCUUUGCUUUUAGGGUGCACAAGAUUUUAGGUCCUUGGAACUAAGGUUCCAUUGGGAUGAUUGGGCUUGAAAGCUCUAUUUCCCAAAUUUUCUUUGUAGAGGUACGAACCUUCUCAGUUUAGGCACAACUUUCCUUCUUUGGAAUGUUUACCUAAGACCUCAGUCUUUUGCAAUAUCCCAAUUUGUUUAAUUGUUUUUCCUUUGUUUUCAAAUUGUGCUUUGAUCAUGAUCUUUUUCUUUCUGAAGUCUAUGCUUAGUUAGAAGUCUUUGAAAGCUUUACUAGCGAUAUCUAGUUCGUAAUAAGGAUCUUUGGUACUCUAAUCCUACGUGUAAUGUGUAUUCUUUUGAAUUCUUCGAUUUCCUCUUUUGUUGUUUUAGCCACAACUUCAUAUGUAGAGGAUUUGAUGGCCGACGUUAAGUUUGUGGAAACCUUACUCUCCAUGCAAACAUUUCUUUAUAAUCUCUCAAACAUUCCUCCAAACGUGCUGUAAACUUAGCUCUAAUAUCUAUUGUACUCUCAAGUUUCUCUAAGUCCAAUAUCACCGGUUUCAUAUAAUCAUCAUGUUCUGUAUACUACUCUUUUAAACCUCCAUUUAUGUCCAUUUCUGUCUCAUAUCUCUUGUUAGACUUGUGCAUCCUAUAAUUGAAUUCCUAUGCUCAAAACUUUUUGGCCUAUGUAACCUUCUCCCAAAAGUUUCUCAAGAAAAAGGUUAGUUUUCU